Molecule: messenger RNA, 552 nt
Organism: Phymastichus coffea
Lineage: Eukaryota; Metazoa; Arthropoda; Insecta; Hymenoptera; Eulophidae
Gene: RpLP1
Product: large ribosomal subunit protein P1
Exons: 4
Coding region: 137-472 (111 amino acids)
Biological process (GO): translational elongation; cytoplasmic translation
Cellular component (GO): cytosolic large ribosomal subunit; ribosome
Molecular function (GO): structural constituent of ribosome; protein kinase activator activity; ribonucleoprotein complex binding
Source: RefSeq, a predicted model, not a curated record
GCUUUCUUUCUCGCGCCUCUUGGUCAAAGUGCAUGGUUCUCUUGUUUGGAGCUGAGGCUGACUAAGACCUAAUCAGCGACUUGCACUAGUUUAUUUAGCCAUCCAACAAUAAUUUUAAAAAAAUAAUACAUAAAAAAUGACACAGAAGGCUGAGCUCGCUUGCGUUUACGCCGCACUCAUUCUCGCCGACGACGAUGUCGCCGUAACUGGUGAGAAGAUUCAGACUAUCCUCAAGGCAGCCAAUGUUGAUGUUGAGCCAUACUGGCCUGGUCUCUUCACAAAGGCUCUUGAAGGUGUCAAUGUCAAGGACUUGAUCACCAAGAUUGGUGCUGGAGCUGGUGCUGCUCCCGCAGCUGGUGCACCAGUUGCUGCUGCUGCUGCUGCUGAGGCUCCGGCUGCUAAGGAAGAGAAGAAGAAGGAAGAGUCUGAUGAGGGAUCUGACGAUGACUUGGGCUUUGGUCUGUUUGAUUAAAUCAGUACCUGUGAGUGCUCACCAUUUUUGUACAGUUCUAUUGUACAUGUGACAAAAUAAAAAAAAAUUAAAAAAUUGAA